Molecule: messenger RNA, 2936 nt
Organism: Seminavis robusta
Lineage: Eukaryota; Bacillariophyta; Bacillariophyceae; Naviculales; Naviculaceae
Source: the annotation of a GenBank genome assembly
CUACCCCGCAUGCGUGGGACUUGGACCUCGAAACGCCUCGAAACCAUCACUCAUCGUUGUUUCCUCUUUCGAGGGAGUGGGGAGUGGCAACACACAACGAAUGCACUACUCGUAGCAAGCUAGCUAGGACUGAAGAAUACCUGGUAAUAGGCAGAGUAAACAUGUCGAAUAAUGGUCAUGGUGAAGACCAACUUGAUCCAAUCAAGCUUGUUGAAUUGAGCCAGCGAGCUCUAGCUGCUUCUGCCCAUGGCAUUGAUUUUGAUGAACUCACUGAUGCUUAUUUCCAGAGUGUAGAUGUGGAUGAAUUUUCUGAUGCUUGUGACCAGGGAGUUGAUGUGGAUGAGCUCGAGCCAUCUAACACUGCCUCCAAUGCCAACAGAGAGCCACCUACCAAGGCAAGUGAAAUAGAAGCACCCGAACAAACCACUUCGUACACCAGUGUAGAGCACGGGGAAAGCGAUGGUGAUGCACUAGCGGAUAUUGGGGCUAGAUCGCGAUCCACGGACGCGACACUGCAGCAAACAGAGCAAACGGAUGAAACAGAAGAAGGAAACGGCAACAUGGAAAUCAGGCCCACAGGAGCGCUAUCACCAAGGCAGACUAUAAUUGCACGCAACGAAAGCAACGGAACCAACUAUGUAAUGAAGGUUGUUGAAGCCAGAGCCUGCAGAGCAGCCACCAUGAAUCUGCAGAGAGUACAGUAUAUCGAUCGCCAAGAUAGCCAAACAAGCAGGUCCAGUGGAAACGAGCUCGAAACCAACUUUGAUUUACUAAAGGGUGUCGAAGCCCCUUUCUGUGACACCCAACAACAAGGCCAGCUAUCUUUCUUUCGUCACAACAUCCAAACGCUGGAACGACGACAACCCGGUGUUAUCAAUCCAACAGUGGGGCAAGUGGUGCAAGCAGUCAACCAGUCAGUUCAUCCCGGAGCCUAUGCUGGAGUACCUGGUUCUGUAACAGUUACUACCGAGCUAGCUCGUCCGGGAGCCUAUGCUGGAGUGCCAGGGGUGGGCGUACGUCGCAACACUGAUUUUCGCUUUUCGAUUCUGGGGCGAGUAAGGUUAUUCGGAAGUGCUUCUCUGACAUCCUUCAAAAGUGAAAGCUUCGAAUUUGCCAAUCCAUCUCAAACAAACAGCAAUAGAUUGUCCAUUGCUGUCCCAGUUGACGAGCCAUCUACAACAACCUUACCGACUGCAGAAAAACUACGAACCGUCAGAGAGUCUGGACAAGACUCGGAUGAAGCAAGAGUCAAAAGACGCAAGGAGAACCUAAAAGCUGCUGUGAAGGGGGUUGUGCCGUGGUUGAUUUCCAUUCUCAUGGUUGUACUCUUGCUCGCUUUCCUCUUGCCAGACAAAGAUCAAAUUGAAGCAACCGAGUCCCCAACAAUGGCUCCAUCAAUGAGCCUGAGCACAACCACAGCUCCGACCUCCAUGGAAUCGUUCCUCCUAUCCCUGCUGCCAGAUCACACCACCAAGGCAUUGGAAGAUACAUCUUCAGUGCAGUACCAAGCUUUUCAAUGGCUUCUAGAGGAUCCCUUUGUCUUCGGAUACCCAAAGCAGCGCAUACUGCAAAGGCAUGCUCUGAUGACUGUCUUCUAUUCCACUGCAGGCCCAACUCAAUGGUUCAACAAGACAGGUUGGGGAAGCUACCAUCUGCAUGAAUGUACAUGGUUCCAAAAUCAAGAAUUUGCUCUCAAGUCAUUCCUAGGAAAGCUAUACCCAAGCUUCCUAUCAGGCUUCUUGGAGCCUCUACCUGACAGCCAAUGUGACAAGCAUGGGCUCUAUCAGCACUUGUGGCUAGAUCAGAACAAUCUUGUGGGUUCACUGCCCAAGGAACUUUACAGCUUGACCUCACUUGAAACUCUUUCUGCUGGUCUGAAUCCUCUUGUUGGCUCAAUAUCGAGCUACAUUGGACAGCUUCAGCAGUUGCGGGGGCUUGCCAUUUUCUCGACUGGGCUGUCUGGAUCCAUACCAAAGGAAAUGGGCAGCAUAUCAUCAUUUGAAGUCAUUGGGCUGAAUGACAACAAGCUGGAAGGGUCCAUUCCGGAUGAACUUUGGCAACUAAGCAAUCUGGACAGCCUUGUGCUUGGCCGUAAUGAGAAGUUACGAGGUACUAUUCCAUCAAGUGUUGGUGCUUUCCCAAAGUUGAGGUGGCUGGUAUUGGAUGACUGUGAUCUCUCUGGGACCAUUCCUACAGAGCUUGGUCAGGCUAGAUCAUUAGAAUGGCUGAUUUUGUUGGGGAACCACCUUACCGGUAUGCUCCCAAGCGAGCUUGGAUCCCUAUCAAAUCUCUGGAUCCUUUCUUUGACUGGCAAUCUUCUCCAGGGAACUCUGCCUAGUGAACUUGGUCUGCUUGCUUCGGCUGCCAUUUUGAAACUGGACCACAAUUCUUUCACUGGCACACUCCCCUCUGUGCUGGGUUUGCUGCGACUUCUUCGUCUAGGCCUUGAAUCAAACCAGCUUUCUGGUGCCAUUCCCAGUGAGCUCUCUGGCCUAACCCAGCUGGAAUAUCUCACUCUGGAAGCUAACCGCUUGACCGGUCGUAUCCCUUCGGAGUUUGGGCUUUUGACAUCCCUGGGUAGGCUUACCAUGGAAAACAAUCUCCUCCGUGGAACUGUUCCAUCUGAACUGGCUUCCUUGCAGGAAUCACUGUACAGUUUCCGGAUUGAGGGCAACAGCUUGCUCUCUGGUGUUAUUCCAGAACCUCUUUGUGCUGUCAAUGGCAGAUGCAUCAGCAAUGGGUUGGAAUCUUGUGAGGGGUCUUCUGGAUCAUCUUUUGACUGCACCGAGUUGUUGUGUGGGUGUGACUGUGCUUGUUGAUGGGUACCCGUGCCCUUGGUUGGAUGUUGGAUAACUAAGGGGAAGGGAUUUCUCAUUUUUGUAGACCGAGACUCGAUCACUUGCAUUUAAGAAAAUAGGGAAUCUUCGUUGCAUACG